AUGUUCCGUCGAUUGGUAAGCAGGGUGCCCACCUUCACCAGCAACCGAAGGGCGGGUAUUUUCGUCCACAGAGACACCAAAGAAUCAAACGUUGAUAUUCCUUUCGAAUGGACCGAAGAAAAUCUUGUCCGAAUUCAGGCCAUCAAGAACCAGUAUCCCUACGGUCACGAAAACAACGCCGCGAUUAUGCCUGUUCUCGAUUUGGCCCAGCGACAGUAUGGAGGUUGGCUCCCACUUUCGGUUAUGGACGCUGUGGCGGCAACCCUUGAUGUCCCUCCAAUUCGAGUUUAUGAAGUAGCUACUUUUUACACGAUGUACAAACGAGUUCCAGUUGGAAAAUAUCACAUUCAGCUCUGCGGAACCACGCCAUGCAUGAUCGGUGGCUGUGGAGCAAAGAAGAUUAAAGAAGCAAUUUUGGAGGAAGUCGGAAUCGGCCACCACAAUGACGAGCUCACUGAGGAUAAGCUCUUUUCAUACGAAGAAGUGGAAUGCCUCGGCGCCUGUGUCAACGCUCCAAUGGUUCAAAUUAAUGACGACUACUACGAAGACCUGACCCCAGAAGACAUGAAGCAGAUUUUAAGAGAUCUUAGAAAGGAUGGAUUCUCCAGAAAGGGCCCACGAAACGGACGCGUUUCUUCAGAACCACUUGGCGGUGCUACUAGCUUAACUGAACCCCCAACUGGCCCUGGCUUCGGUGUUCGAGACGAUUUGUAA
Messenger RNA from Oikopleura dioica, 714 nucleotides. NCBI's taxonomy places the organism in Eukaryota, Metazoa, Chordata, Appendicularia, Copelata, Oikopleuridae. The record is from the annotation of a GenBank genome assembly.